AUGAAGAUCGAGCGAACACUGGCGACGGAGAAGGAGAGGCAGCCCAUGGACAACUCGGCCUGCUGCACCUGCGCCAAGCUGCUGACCUCCGUGCCCCGGUACCACUCCGCGACCGAGAAGCCGCUCCCCGAUGACCGUGUCUUGGAAUGCUGCGCGCGAAUCAUAUGCGGCAGCUGCAUCCACGACAACCCCCGCUUCGCGUCCUACUGCCCCUACUGCCAGACCUCGUCCAACCCCGCUACCUUUGUCCUCCCGCCGAAUCUCAAAGACCCGCCCGCAUACACCUCCGUCGCCCGUAGCAACCUCCACGUCUCCGGGCCCUCGGCCCCGCCCCCGCCAUACACAGCGACAACCAACGUACCCGUUGACGACGAGAAGGCCGGCUCGUCCGCCACGGCCACGCCGCCCGAGGACACCCUGCACUUCCUCAACCACGAGCACGAUACCGUCGCCUCCCUGUCGCUGCGCUACGGCGUCCCCGCCGCCGUCCUCCGCCGCGCCAACAACAUCACGAGUGACCACCUCCUGCAGGGCCGCAGGACGGUGCUGAUCCCGGGGGAGUACUACGCCGCCGGCAUCAGCCUGUCGCCGCGGCCGAUCGAGGGCGAGGAAGAGGAGCUGCGCAAGAGCAAGAUCCGGCGGUUCAUGACCGGGUGCAAGGUUUCCGACUACGACGUUGCUGUGCUGUAUCUCGAGCAGGCCGGGUAUGACCUCCAGGAAGCCAUGGAGGCGUUUGCUGCGGACGAGGCGUGGGAGAGGGACCACCCGGUGCAAGAGGGGGGUCGACGUGGGAAGGAGAAGAACCGGGGGCCGUUCUGGAGGGGGUCCGCGUGA
Messenger RNA from Colletotrichum aenigma, 834 nucleotides. RefSeq lists its product as uncharacterized. The coding region runs from base 1 to 834 and encodes 277 amino acids. NCBI's taxonomy places the organism in Eukaryota, Fungi, Ascomycota, Sordariomycetes, Glomerellales, Glomerellaceae. The record is from RefSeq and is a predicted model, not a curated record. The transcript is spliced from 2 exons.